Messenger RNA from Pleuronectes platessa (European plaice), 2062 nucleotides. It is a transcript of the gene thyn1, whose product is annotated as thymocyte nuclear protein 1. The coding region runs from base 235 to 888 and encodes 217 amino acids. The record is from RefSeq and is a predicted model, not a curated record. Gene Ontology annotation, cellular component: nucleus. NCBI's taxonomy places the organism in Eukaryota, Metazoa, Chordata, Actinopteri, Pleuronectiformes, Pleuronectidae. The transcript has 8 exons.
AGAGGAAGGAGAAUGAGAAAAAACCCGCCUUCAUUUUAAAUAUGGACGACAUGUAAACACGGGAACGUCUCGUCGCUGCUUACGAGGCUGAGAUCUUCUGGUUCUUCUGCAGUUGUUCGGUCGCAGUGACUGUUUGUGUCCGGGUUCGUGUCCUCGUGUUCCGGCAGAGAUCCACCGCUUCAGGAGGUAAGGGUUCACUUCCUGGUCAGAGAUCCUCUAUUAACCCUUUGAGAGAUGCCACCAAAGAAAAAGGCCGGAGUGGCUACAAGAUCAGCAAAGUCAGAGAAAGCAGAAGAAAGUGAAACAGCCUCAUCUGGUGGGAAGAGGAAGGCGGCGAAGGAGAGCUCGGAGUCACCUGAUUCUCCAGAGUUCAGUCGCUGGCUCAUGAAGUCUGAGCCCGACAGCCGCUUUGAGAACGGCAUCGAUGUGAAGUUUGGGAUCGAGGAUCUGAAGGCUCUGCCCGAUCAGACCGGCUGCUGGGAUGGGGUCCGCAAUUAUCAGGCACGCAACUUUAUGAGGCAGAUGAAAGAGGGACAGUCUGCCUUCUUUUAUCACAGCAACUGUAAGGAACCAGGGAUUGCAGGAAUCAUGAAAAUUGUGAAGGAAGCUUAUGUGGACCACACUCAGUUUGACAGGAAAGAUGUCCAUUACGAUGCAGGCAGCAAACCAGACAACCCAAAGUGGAGCAUGGUCGACGUCCAGUAUCAAAGAAUGCUGAAGCGUUACCUUCCUCUGUCUGAGCUGAAAAAAUACCACCUGCAGCACCGCGCCAAGGGAGGGCCUCUGAAGGACAUGGCUCUCUUUACAAGGGCCAGGCUCUCUGUGCAGCCCCUCACCACUGAGGAGUUUGACUUUGUCCUGAGUUUGGAGGACAAGGAGCCACUGUGAAAGUGGAGCCUUGUUGACCAUCAGUCCAGUGUUUAUCCAAAGAGUAAUUAUUGUAAAAUAAUUUUAAAUGUGUUUUUUGUGUGUUUAUGUUCACAAGUAUUAUUAAAUGCGUUUUUGGUCUAAUUGUGUCUCCCAGGCACCUUUUAUUUCCCUCUGAUUGAUACAGAACCAGAUAACUUCUACAGUUAUCUUCAGCCAAUUGGCUACAAAUCACUUGAAACACAUUUAUAAACACUGGAUGAAUGCUUUAUAGCUCUUAUAUUGUAUUUGUGAGCAGAAGCAAGUGACUCUUAUUGUAUCUGUCAACAACUGUAACAUCCUUUGAAGUCCUGUAUUUAUUGUAGGAAAGACUUAGUGUAAACAAUGGUUUUGAAUAAAUGUUCACUCACUUAAAAUAACAUUAAAACAGUGAGCUCCACAUUGAUGGAAACCUUCAAUCUCUGCUUGUAGUUUAAACUGUAAAUAAAUACUAGUAUCUUAAUACUGUGUACAAAUGGGCAAUUUGUAAUGUUAAAGAAAUACUCUGCAGACUUUCCCCUGCAGAGGGCGCCAAAUCCUGUGUAAAAUGGAAACUCCUGAUGAGAGAUGAGAGCGAGGAGAACUGGGUGUUGUUUACACUGCUGGGGUUUCAAGUUGAUCAAAAGUUUUUACAACCCUCGUAAUUAAAGCUUUUUGUCUCAGCAUGGAAAUGAUUAGGCCUCUAGCUUGGUAUAAAUGUGCCACUAGUGACCAUUAAAUUGACGAUUUAAAGCACAUGGGGAUUAAACAGAGGAGGCUACAGGCGUUAAAAACCAACGGGGCAAAUCAGACGAGUUAAUCACACGUUCUUUCAUGUCCCUGUUUUGUUGUUGUGACUGCCGCCAGUUUCUGCAGAAUCCCACCUAGUUGCUGUGAUUCCAAAGAAAAGCCUGAUAUGAUCAUUCUGGUUAUCAAACAUCACAAGGCAGGGAUCAGACUGGACACGUUUUUUCACACACUUGGAGAUAAGCACUCACCUUCAUAUCCUGUGUCGUACUCGUCCCGUACUGUGCACUUUACCUUUCAGCUCUUGUUCUUAAUCCUCUGAUGCAUCUUGUUUGUGUUUACUACCGUGCAUAUUAUCACAACUUCCAUCAAAGUGAGUAAACAAGACAUUGAGGAGGAUUCUCCUUUAAAUAAACUCAUAAAAACAUGA